GGUGUACGGGCGGUGCGUGAUUUAAUAAGUAAAAUAAGAAAGAUAUUGUGAAAAAGCUAUAAACUCAUUGAACUGAAGUCCAAAACUAACAAAUAUACUAUAACUUGCGCAAACAGAUGAGUUUUUGUCAAAAAAUGGCGGAUCACAAAGAAAAACGCAUACUCGAUACACUCGAAGGCAUUGGCAUGUCUUUUGAACAAGUCACAUUCGAUACUGAGGGAAAUUGCUUACCACCAGCUUAUAUGCCGACCACCAUACCAAACGAGAGGGAACAUACAAAUGAGCCAUCAGCGGAAGACCCGCUAAGGCCAGAGGCAAAACCUAAAGUACGUAGAAGUAUUUUGACCUUAGAAUUGCCGGUAUUUCUGAUAUUUCUCUCGCUUCUGUUAUCGGGUCCAAUUAUGGUGAAUCAAGAACUAUAUCAAACUUGUGUCGCCGUCUAUCACUACAAUGAGACAGACUGUGAAUCACUGCGCGGUAUUAUACCCAAAACUCAGGAGGCAAAGGUUUUAUAUAUGCAUAUGCAAAGCAUCUCGAUUACAUAAAUUCUAUCGAAUGACUUAAACUUGAAUUGCGUCGGGCUAACAUCUUAUCUUGCUUGUAUACCAAAUGUUUUGAAUCCAUUGUCGAUUAGAUGGCGCUCAGAUAUCAAAUCACUUGUCUGUGACUGCGGCCUUCAAUUGUUAUUAAAACGUUCUUAUCAGCAAAUAUACUUGUAUUGUAAAAAUUUAUUUCUUUUGUUCGCUUAUCUACUCCACCUAUUAUAAUAUGACUUUUUUGUGAUAAUACAGAUGAACAGAGACUUAAGUAAGGGGGCGUAGAGAGGUUUUAACCCUUCAAUAAAUUUGUAUUAUUG
Molecule: messenger RNA, 856 nt
Organism: Bactrocera oleae (olive fruit fly)
Lineage: Eukaryota; Metazoa; Arthropoda; Insecta; Diptera; Tephritidae
Source: RefSeq, a predicted model, not a curated record